CCAUUGUCUCGAUCAACUUCUUUAAAAGCGGCAGUGACAUCCCGCUCCGCUUCUGUCCGUCUUCCUUCCUUCUUCGAUCUGUGGUGAAAGAUAGGUUACAGCAGUCCGGGAUCUCUUGGUAAGAAAUGGCCCCUAAAACCGUAAAAAAGGCUCUAUCCGACGCGUUGGAGGACCUGACAAAGGAGGACUUCGAAAAGUUCCGCGCCGAGCUCCUCGACCGCAGAGAAGAGCCGCGCGUCAGACGCAACAGGGUCGAGGGGAAAAACUACUUGCAAAUCGCCGACGUCCUGGUUACACAUUUCACCGAGGACCGAGCUCCUGCAGUGGUUGUGGAGAUAUUGAAUGUGAUCGGGUGCUCCAGGGAUGCAGCCUGUCUAGAGAAAGAGAUUAGUGGAGUAUCCUCAAAACCUGGUUCCGGUGACACUGCAGCACCCUCAGGUGGAACAACUGGUGUGGAUACCACGGCCGACGGCAAGCACUUUGUGGAUAAACACAGAACCAAGCUGAUCGAGAGAGUGAGCAACAUUGCAGUCAUUCUGGAUGAACUCCUCGAUCAGGGUGUCCUCCAAGAAGAGAUGUAUGAUAAAAUCAGGCUGCUGCCUACCUGUCAGGAGAAGAUGAGGGCGCUCUACUCUGGUCCCCUGAAAGCUGGUGGAGUCUGCAAAGAUAAAUUCUACAACAUCCUUGAGGAUAAAGAGCGGUAUCUAGUUGAGGAGCUCAAGAAAAUGAAGUGAUUGUUAUAAUGAAAUCUAUUUUUACACCAAA
Molecule: messenger RNA, 765 nt
Organism: Etheostoma spectabile (orangethroat darter)
Lineage: Eukaryota; Metazoa; Chordata; Actinopteri; Perciformes; Percidae
Gene: pycard
Product: PYD and CARD domain containing
Exons: 4
Coding region: 126-734 (202 amino acids)
Biological process (GO): regulation of apoptotic process; innate immune response; inflammatory response
Source: RefSeq, a predicted model, not a curated record